ACGUGUAAACAGUGCGACACAGUUGAUCUCCAUUCAGCUUUUGCUGUGUAAUAUCUGAGUGAGUUGCGAUACUGGUCCUAUAAGUAAAGACACAGUGUAUUUAUUUUACCUUUAACUCACAUCAUGGAGUAUUUAAUCGGCAUCCAAGGGCCCGACUUUGUUCUGGUAGCAGCAGAUAAUGUAGCAGCCAGCAGUAUAAUCCAGAUGAAACACGAUUAUGACAAGAUGUUCAAGCUCAGUGAGAAGAUCUUGCUCUUGUGUGUGGGUGAAGCUGGUGACACAGUACAGUUUGCAGAAUACAUUCAGAAAAAUGUCCAGCUAUACAAAAUGAGAAAUGGAUAUGAGCUCAGCCCAUCGGCCGCUGCAAACUUCACAAGGAAAAACUUGGCAGAGUAUCUACGAAGUCGGACUCCAUAUCAUGUAAACCUGCUGUUGGCAGGAUAUGAUGAAACUGAUGGUCCAGGUCUGUACUACAUGGACUACCUGUCUGCACUUGCCAAAGCCCCUUUUGCUGCACAUGGAUAUGGUGCUUUCCUCACCCUCUCCAUCAUGGACCGAUACUACAGGCCAGAUCUGACUCGUGAAGAGGCUGUAGAUCUGCUGAAAAAAUGUGUUGAAGAGCUCAACAAACGUUUCAUCUUGAACCUGCCUUCAUUCACCGUCCGUUUGAUUGACAAGGACGGCAUCCACGACAUGGAGAAGAUUUCUGUAGGCCCCAAAUGAGCAACUACUGCUAUUCCCCCUCUAGUCACACUCUUUUAUACUGCAAAUGUAAAUCAUCUGUGCUCUAAUAAAACAUCUACCCCUGUUAGAUA
Paramisgurnus dabryanus is the source of this 815-nucleotide messenger RNA. RefSeq names its product proteasome 20S subunit beta 2 (gene psmb2). Gene Ontology annotation, biological process: proteasomal protein catabolic process. Gene Ontology annotation, cellular component: cytoplasm; nucleus; proteasome core complex. The record is from RefSeq and is a predicted model, not a curated record. NCBI's taxonomy places the organism in Eukaryota, Metazoa, Chordata, Actinopteri, Cypriniformes, Cobitidae.